Acanthosepion pharaonis is the source of this 1368-nucleotide messenger RNA. The record is from the annotation of a GenBank genome assembly. Lineage: Eukaryota; Metazoa; Mollusca; Cephalopoda; Sepiida; Sepiidae.
AUGUAUUCAGGUGAUCCUAAAGAAAUUGCUGGUAAAGAAGUCAGUGACAAAUGGUACAGUGAGAUUGAUUUGUAUGACUUUAAAACUGGUAAUGGAUCAGAAUAUGCUGGUCAUUUCACUCAAAUGGUUUGGAAAGAAACCCAACAAAUAGGUAUAGCCCAAGCAAUGUCCAAAAAUGGACGGUCAAUUGUUGUAGCCAACUACUCUCCUCAAGGUAACAUUCCAGGUUGCUAUUUCUUCAACGUCUUACCUCUGAGCACCCAGGCACUUGUAAAAGAUGACGACGAGCCAAAAGCAAAAAAUAUUGAUUUGAUCAAUGUGGGUAGCAUCGAGUCUGCUCUACCUGAACCUCCUGAUAAUUUUGCUGUUCCCAAUUGUUCUCCACCUGACCACAAGAAUCUUGAGGAAUUGGUUGAAAAAUCUUUAAGCCCAGUCAUUGCAGUUCAACAUUUCAAACUAUCUUUAACAGCUUUAGCCCAGGAAUGGUCAGAGAAACUUACCAAAGAUGGACAAAUACAGCACUACAAUAGACUUUAUAAGGGUCAACAUCUUGGAGAGAAUUUCAUAUAUAAAUGGUGCAGAGAGAGUGGAAAUCUGACUGGUGCUCAAGUGGCCGAUGCUUGGUACAGUCAAAUGUCUAAAUAUGAUUUUUCCUGCACCAAACACAGCAUGGAUACUGGUCACUUCACGCAGAUGAUUUGGAGAAACAGCACCCGCUCAUCGUAUUUAAUUGCUCUGGGCGUUGGAAGAGACGAAUUUGGGCCAGACAAAAAAUGCUUUUAUUGUAUGGACUGUGUCAAUUGGGUACUGAUGCCAACAGUCUCUAAUGAAGUCAGUGCAAAUGCAAAACAAGUCAAAGGCAGAUUUACAGGAGAUCCUAGCCAUGAGUUUAAAAUUUCUGAUCAAGAUGACAAAGAUGAAGAGAAAUUUAAAAUUGUGAAAGAAGAAGACCGUCUUGCAGCAGUUGUGGCAGACAUUGACCAUGAAGUACGUAUUGUUCCAAGAGGAGCCUUUAUUAGAACGCCCACAGGAAAAGUGGUUCCUAAUCGUAGUUAUUCAGGUCUCUCAGCAAAAGAUUCUGCCAAACUAUACUCUUAUAUGCACUUUGGAGUAGCAACCAAUCUGCCCUUAAAGUCUCUUAUUGAACGAGCCAAUAUGGACAGGUCGAUUGACUUCAUGGACACAAUCGAAGAUGAUAUACCAAAAGGUUGCUGGAGUCUUCAAUUUGAACGAGGCUGUAGCCAAGUAACUCUCCGAAGUUUACUCUGGCCUGGUUAUGUUUUCUUUCUCUUGCCUGGAACAACAAAAUUUGGUUCACUCUAUGUUGGAAAUGGUGAGAAGAAUGCAGACCUUCCUUUCAUGCUUUAG